Microstroma glucosiphilum is the source of this 2391-nucleotide messenger RNA. Its product is annotated as class II aaRS and biotin synthetase. The transcript is spliced from 4 exons. Gene Ontology annotation, molecular function: biotin--[biotin carboxyl-carrier protein] ligase activity. Gene Ontology annotation, cellular component: cytoplasm. Bases 1 to 2391 code for a protein of 796 amino acids. The record is from RefSeq and is a predicted model, not a curated record. Gene Ontology annotation, biological process: protein modification process. Lineage: Eukaryota; Fungi; Basidiomycota; Exobasidiomycetes; Microstromatales; Microstromataceae.
AUGUCAAACAUCCUCGUCUACUCUGGACCAGGAGUCUCCACCAGCGCACUCGCCCACACCUUGCGGGCACUCGAGUCGCUGUGUCCCACAUACGAUGUCCGGCCCACUUCGGCGGAAGAGCUCGCACUGGCCCCAUGGCAGGAGACUGCGUCCCUGGUAGUCAUUCCUGGCGGACGAGAUCUUCCAUAUGUCGAGGAGUGGUCUAAGCUCAGGAUUAGGGAGGGGAAUGGGGAGGGCAGUAGUGCCGGCGCAACAGCUCAAGACACCGUCAGAAAUUGGGUGACCCAGGCAGGCGGGGCCUUCUUAGGCAUCUGCGCUGGGAGCUACUUUGCCUCGUCCACUUGCACCUUUGAGCAAGGCUCUCCUAUGGAAGUGAUCGGAGCAAGGGACGGUCUGAAAUUCUACCCAGGAGAAUGCAGAGGCACGGUGUACAAGGGCUUCGUGUAUGAAAGCGACGAGGGUGCAAGAGUGGUUCGUCUGGACACAGCAACGCAAGGAAAGCUAGCGAUGCACUACAACGGUGGUGGAGCCUUCAUUGAUGCGGACAAUGCACAGGGGGUGGAGGUUCUAGCUAGGUAUCCUAUAGAUGACUGGGACGUAGCUCAAAUGAGCGUCAAUGGUGGUGAGACCUACGCAGGACAAGCGGCCGUGGUCCUCUGCCAGGCAGACAAGGGAAAGGCCCUACUCUUCGGAACCCACCCAGAAUUCAGCCUGCUGCCUGGCAGUCGUCCAGUACGCCUCAGGGAGAAGGACCAAGACGGUGAUGAGGGUAUGGCAGACGAUGAGCGGACAGCUGAGCAAGUAGCAGAGAGUCAUCGCAAGGAGCUCAUCCAGGAAGAUUACGAGCGGAGGCGGUAUUUUGGACGCUGCCUAGCCACCCUUGGGCUGCGCGUCCUCAUACCCGGGCAAGAGGAGGAACACCCCGCCUCUCAGAAGCACGCUGCCACGUCUGCUGAGCUCGCAGCACAGGGGCGACUGUCGCCUCUGUACCUCGUUGCAGCAUCGGACGCCAGCCUUCAGCAGACACUGAAGGCCAUCCAAGAGUUCAGCGCAACCACAGCCUCUUCUUCCGAACCUUUGGCGCAUCUCACAGUCUCUACCGGCCAAGGUACAUUACUGACGGAGUCGUCUCAGGGCUACUUGGCCUCGACGAAAGACAGCAACGAUGUGCUGCACUGGUAUGCAGCAGUUUCGCCCGCUGCGCAAGAAGCCCUCACGGCAUGCGACGGAGGCUUCUACCCGACAGAAGAAGAAGACACAGAGACGGUCAAUCUGCACAAGGUGCCAAAAUACCUCAUAGCCUCGUCUCUGACGGGGUCUAGCCCGCAGCGUCAUUGGGACUCGUCUCUCUACUUUACCUCUCUGCAGCAAGCUCGGUCCGCACUUGACGAGGUGCCCGUAGAGGAGAUUGGGUCUGUCAUCCAGUAUGGAGAGAGGGUGACCUCCACACAGACUAUGCUCGACAAGAAUCCUCGUCUGAUGCGACUGCUGCCCAGCGGCUUCACUUCACUAGCCACCCACCAGAUCUCUGGAAGAGGCAGAGGCGGCAAUGCUUGGAUCUCGCCUCUGGGCUGUCUUCAAUUCAGCACCCUGCUUCACAUCCCUGUCUCUCCCUCUUCCGGAUCAACACAGGCGUACCAUCACAACCUUGGCUCUACGCCCAUGGCCAUUGGUCCAAAGCUGGUCUUCGUCCAGUACCUUGCCGGCCUGGCAAUCGUGCAAGCCAUCCGAGCUGGUCUAGGUGCAGAGUAUGCUGAAGUAGGUCGAAAGGUCAGACUGAAGUGGCCUAACGACAUUUAUGCCGAGGUAGAGGACGGUCCGGGAAGUGAGGAGAGGAAGGGAGUCUUCAAGCACUUGGGCAAGAGCUGGGCAAAGAUGGGAGGAAUCCUCGUUAACAGUCAAUUCGAAAAGGGAGUGUGGUCGCUGGUCGUCGGUUGCGGCAUCAACACUCUCAAUCCCCUUCCGACCACGUCCCUCUCAGCCUUGAUCGACACCUACAACGCCAAGCAUUCGUCCUCUCCUCCACUGGCGCACGUCUCGCAAGAGCGUCUUGCCGCCAGCAUCCUGACGACCUUUUCCUCUCUAUGGUCCCACUUUCUCCUCUCGGGCGGAUGGUCCCCGACCCUCGCCCGACUCUACAGACAGUACUGGCUUCACUCCGAUCAGAUCACCACACUCACUACGCUACAACCCCCACUGAAGGUGCGCAUCGUGGGCAUCUCUAGUGAUAACGGUACACUGAGAGCCGUGGAUCUUUCCUCGGGAGGAGGGGGAGGAGGGUGGGGUGGAGCGGCGGAGAUUAGGAGCGAAGAUGAAGAGGGAGUGAUUGAGCUGCAGCCUGAUGGCAACAGCUUUGAUAUGCUCAAGAACCUCAUCAAGAUCAAAGAGUGA